AUGAAUUCCUCGGUGUUGAAGAUCAAGAAGAGCCUAGCCGCUCUCGGCGAUAGUUUCGAUACACCCGAGAAGUUGCCGUUGCACGUCGAUCUCGCAUGUCUGCUGCUGGCCAUUGACGGGAGGUCGAUGCGCGACGCUUUCGGGCGCUCCGAAAACGAGUACAGUCGCCUGGUGGCCAAGACCAGCAACAAGUUGCUCAACCAGCUCUGGGAAAAGAAAAAGAUCCCGGAAGAAGGAUGGUCGGACCACUCGCUCGAGCUGUUCUUGAAUUGGCUGGCCAGUCAUGACACGAAUAACCGGAUGGACAUGAACCCACUAGGCGCCGGCGAGCGGGAGGGCCGAGUAGCGUCCCAGUUUGUGAGGCGCCUACAUUGCAGUCUAACGCACGGCAUCGGGCGCUCCGGGAACCUAUGCGAGAUCCAGCCGAAGGCCCUCGGCUCGUCGAUGCUCAACUGUCUGGCCAACGAAUUCGCUCUGCACAUUUUGCACUCGAUUGGCCUGAAUUGCGCGCGUGGUGCCCUCGUCGUCCCGGUGGCCACCGGAAUGGCCCUGAUGCUAUGCAUGGGAUCGUGGAGAAAAGCAAGACCAAACGCCAAAUACGUCAUCUGGCUCCGUGUCGACCAGAAGAGCUGCUUCAAGUCGAUUCUGACAGCCGGUUUCGAGCCGCUCAUCGUCGACCCGAUCCGCGUUGAUGAUGCGUUGAUGACCGACGUCACGAAGCUGAACAAUCUGGUCGAAGAGUUUGGGGAUACGAUUCUCUGCGUUUUAUCGACCCUCUCCCCCUUUGCCCCUCGUGCUCCUGACGAUAUUGAAGCGGUGGCAGCGAUUUGCAGGACCCACAACAUCUUCCACCUGGUCAACAACGCCUACGGGUUGCAGAGCCCGGAAUGUAUCAGAAGAUUGACGAAUGCCAAAAACGCCGGCCGAAUCGACGCGUUCGUCCAGUCGCUCGACAAGAAUUUCCAGGUUCCUGUCGGCGGUGCCAUUAUCGCUACCACAAAACAAUCGCAAGCGGCAGCGAUCGCGCAAUUUUAUCCCGGUCGAGCCUCCUGCGUUCCUUCUCGCGACUUUGUGCUAACCUGUCUGAGCCAAGGUCUUCGGCAAAUGCUGGAAGGUUUCGACACGCAGCACCGGCUUUUUGAGAAAAUGCGUCGUAAGCUUCGCCUAUUCGCCGAGGAAAUUGGCGAAAGCGUCUACGAUGUGUCGGACAACAAAAUUAGCCUAGCGAUGACGCUCUCCUCCAUCCCGCCGGAGAAGCAGACGCUGUUCGGCUCCGUGCUGUUUAGCCGCGGGAUCACGGGUGCUAGAGUGGUAAUGUCAACGCCAAAAGUCUCUCGCGUUGAGGGCCACGAGUUCAUCAACUUUGGCUCGCACACCAACGAGCAGCACGGCGGCUACUUGGCGAUGGCCUGCGGCGUUGGCAUGACCGACGGCGAGCUCGACGAGCUGUUCAACCGCCUCUCCUCGACCUACCAUAAGUUCGUGCACAAAGCCCUGCAUAAAGGCGGCCAGACGACGCGCUUCGACCUCGACGACGAGCUGCUCGACGACAUCGACAGGGAU
Mesorhabditis spiculigera is the source of this 1563-nucleotide messenger RNA. NCBI's taxonomy places the organism in Eukaryota, Metazoa, Nematoda, Chromadorea, Rhabditida, Rhabditidae. The record is from the annotation of a GenBank genome assembly.